AGUUGGUUAUCUUUACGAUUGUCUAUUCAGCAACUGAUUUUAGCAACAAACGGUGGUAUUGCCUCAAGCGAUGUGGAGUGUAUUGAACUAGAUGAGGAAGUAAGCGAACCUCCAGCAAAAAAAUUGAAGGGCAGUAGUCCCAACGACUCCGAGGCUAUCGAUAAUAAGAAAAACAUCGAUAGGAAAGUCCUAGACGCCCUACUAGGAGCAAUUAACGUUCAAGUGCAAAAGGAACCGCUUAGUGUACGCAAGCUGAUUUUAGACAAGCAGCUUGUAUUACCCAACACGAUCUCAUUUCCUCCUAGCUUGGUCAUAGACAUGCUCAUUGAGCAUGAUCCUGAUCAUCCGCUCUCAAAGGUAAUAACCAGGAUGUUUGGUGAAGAACGUCCAAAGCUCAAUGACACAGAGAAGAAGGAAAGGCAGUCGUUAAAGCUGCAUAAUAAUGCUCCACACAUGACAAAAUUGCUUUUGGACAUAGGCCAGGAUUUGGUUCAGGAAUCAACGUAUUGCGACAUUGUCCAUGCUCGCAAUCUGCCAGAGACUCCAAAGAACAUUGAAACCUAUAAACAGGUCGCCGCUCAGCUCAAGCCUGUAUGGGAGGCUCUUCGGAAACGAAAUGAGCCGUACAAAAUGAAGAUGUUAUCAUGCCAAGUUUGUGGGUUCAAGACAGAGUCUCGAAUGGUGCUGCAGUCACAUCGAUCCACUGUACAUUUCAAGAACGGCAAGUAUCAAUGUGCUAUGUGCCCUGAGUUUGACACCAAUGAACAGCGACUCGUCAAUCAUUAUCUGGAAUCUCACCUGGUAAUUGCCUCGAAAGACGAACCACAAGCAAAGUAUCCAUGCCUUAUCUGCGAUGAAGAUUUCCAGUAUAAAGGUCUUCGAGAUACUCACCUACGAACAUGCAAGAAAGACUACAGCCGAGUUCGGAAUAUCAUGGGACCAAAGGGCCCCGAUGAUCAGCUCAUGAUCAAUCGAUGGCUGUGGGAGCGGCCUCCAAUCGAUCCUACAAUUUUGCAACAGCAGCAGGCGGCUCAACAACAACAGAAGCGAAAUCAACUAGCACAAGCCCAGCAAGCUGUGGCCCAGGCUGCCUUGCGUCGCACUGCUGCUGUUCGUGAUGCACAGCAAAAUGCCCUCCAACAACAGCUAUUGCAACAACAACAGCGUAUGCGACAGGUACUCGCAGCUGCGAUGAUGCAGCAGCGAAACAUGAUUGGGCAAAGUGGCAACAGCCUUAUUGCAGCGGCUAUGCAGAAAGCCCUUGCCAUGGCCAACGGAGGGCUUUCGACAGCAGCGUCAGGUACGACCACGUCUACCGCCUCCCACGCCUUAGGAAACUCCACAAAUGCUGGAAGUGGUCCUGGAAUUUGUGAAAUUUGUGAUCAAAAUAUGGUUGAUCGGGAGCGUUACUUUCAGCAUUUGCAGUUAAUCCACAAACAUCUUCGUGACAAGACCUUGGACGAUGUAAAAUUAGGAGCUCCAUUGGCCUGUAGCCGCUGUCGGGAACGAUUUUGGACAUAUGAAGGGCUCGAACGUCAUCUUGUAAUGGCUCAUGGAUUGGUCACUGCCGACCUUUUAGCGAAAGCCCAGAACAAGCUUGAUGGCGGUAGAUGUAAACUUUGCGCUAAGCAGUAUGCAUUUAACAUGUUGCAACAUCUGGUUGCUGACCACCAUAUAAAGCUAUGUUCGGCGGAAAUUAUGUAUUCUUGCGACGUGUGUUCUUUCAAGUGUAGCAGCUACACUACUCUAGAAACUCACUUGAAUGCAAAUCAUCCAAAGGGAGAUACCGCGAAGUCUUCGGAAGAUGAUUGCAUCACUUUGGAAUAG
Messenger RNA from Haemonchus placei, 1827 nucleotides. NCBI's taxonomy places the organism in Eukaryota, Metazoa, Nematoda, Chromadorea, Rhabditida, Trichostrongylidae. The record is from the annotation of a GenBank genome assembly.